GGGAGCUGGAUGAGGCCUGGGAAGGGCAGGCCGCAGGAGGCGGAGGAUGCGCAGCCCCCCCCCCCCCGAGCCCGGCACAGAGCCUGACCCUUCCCCAACGCCCCCCCCGGACGCGGAGUCACCGCCCCCGGCACAGGCCGCCGAGGACGAGGCGGUGGCUCGGGAGCUGGAGCAGCUCUACCUGUCCCACCUGCGCCGGCUGCGGGGGGGGGGCGACCCCGGCGACAGCGACCCCCCCCCGCGGAACGGGGGGGGCCCCCCUCUCCCCGAGCGGGCCCCCAACACGUCGCUGGCCCAGGAGAUGGCCCUGCGCUACGAGGGGGGGGGUCGCUGCAGCCCCCCGGUGCUGCUGGGCAGGGGGGGGGGCCGGCUGGAGGGGGCGCUGGUGGUGCCCGCGCGGCCCCCCCGGGGCAGGGGGGGCGCGGGUGGGUUGGGGGGGGCCCUGCGGGGCUGCGGGGUGGUCCUGGCCUUGGCCGUGCUGGUGCCCGUGGCCUGGGGGGGGGACGGGGGGGGUCCCACGGCCGCGCUGGCCCUGGGGCUGUACCUGGCGCUGGCCUGGCUCACGUGAGGGGGGGGGUGUCCCCAAAUUGUCACUGCCCCCCCCCGAAAAAAACUGUCACCACCCAAAGUCUCACUCGCACCCCCCGUUUCACCCCUGAGAAAGUGGGACACCCCCCCCCCAAAUGGGUCUGGGAGGGGAGGGAGGGGUGAGUUGUGGUGUGGGCACCCCCAGAUUGCCCCCUCCGGGGUUGGGGGGGGGGCUCCAUCACUGCGUGGGACCCCCCGGGUUUUGGGGUGCCCCUGUGUACAUACAGCCAUGGAACGAUGGUGGCCCCGAGUUGUUGUCGUGGGGGGCCUCGGGGGGGCUUUGGGGGAGGGGAGGGUUGUCUGUCCCCGUUCUGGGAGGGGGGCUGGUUUCACACACACCCCCCCCAUCGCUGUCGCAGCCGUUUCCUGCCCCGGGAAAGGUCCCAGCAAAGGUCACGGGGCCCGUGGGUGACAAACAGACCCCCCCGGGGUGGGGAGGGGACUCUGGCACCCGGCUGGGGAGGGGGGGGAGUCACCUUCG
Chiroxiphia lanceolata (lance-tailed manakin) is the source of this 1069-nucleotide messenger RNA. RefSeq names its product proline-rich receptor-like protein kinase PERK4. The coding region runs from base 47 to 568 and encodes 173 amino acids. The transcript has 4 exons. Lineage: Eukaryota; Metazoa; Chordata; Aves; Passeriformes; Pipridae. The record is from RefSeq and is a predicted model, not a curated record.